GGCUGGGGGAUGUGUAAAAGAAGAAGCGUUGCUAAUUUUUUUUGUUUGUUUGCUUUUCCAUGCAUGCGUAAUGAGGCCUAAUCAGAGCACGUUGCCGCUGCUCGGAAGGCACUUUUGUAUUUAAAGCCUUGCAAAGAAAAAAAGAUCCACAGACGGAUCCGCAUAACAGCUUGCAGGGCUUGUUGACAACAGCAGCAGCAUCAGUCGCCCAGAGAGAAAGAGACCUCGAAGCCUACCUUCCUGCCUUCCCCGCGCUGCCUUCGCGCUGACGGGGAGAGACAUUUCUCCUCUCUGCUGCCCGAAGUGCGACCCGAGCCCAAGGGAACGAGAGGAGCCGGCACCGCCUGCGGGAUCGGAGCGGCUGGCAUGUGCAGAGAUGCUGCGAGCGGAGAGUUAAGAGCUCUCGAGAAGGCAGCGGCAGCAGCCGGGCAUUUAUUUGGUGCAAAAAAGAAAAAAGAAAAGCGAAAGAGGCACGGAACUGCAUGAGGAUCGGGUCAGCACCAUGAGUACUCCCGACGCCGCCUUCAAGUCCCCAAGCGCACUCCGGAGCCGCGCUCCUCCGCGCCCCGCUCUGCGCUGAGCUCCACGCCGCCGCGGAGCCGCCGAGCCGAACCAGACCGGGCCGGGCAGGGAGCAGCGCCGGGGGGCUCGGAGCGGUCCCGGGGCGAUUGCUUCGCACCGCGGCUCCGCCGCUUCCAGCAACAGGGGGCCGCAGCCCGCGCGGAUGGAUUGAUGCGAGGAGACCUCAUGCGCACGGCCGGCGGGAGUUCUGCAAACUUUCUCAGCGGCGGCAGCUACUUCUCUUCUUCCUCCUCCUCGCCCGGCGGCACCUCUCCCCCGCGACCCCGCGGCAGCAGCAGCCUCGGCCGCCCGCGAUGCCGGCCCGCCCGCCCGCCUGGCUGUGGCUGGCGGCGGCGCUGGGCGCCGUGUGGCCGCCCCGCAGCUCUCCGGUGCAGGGCCGGCGGCUGAUCUGCUGGCAGGCGGUGCUGCAGUGUCAGGGGGAGCCCGAGUGCAGCUACGCUUACAACCAGUACGCCGAGGCGUGCGCCCCGGUGCUCCUGCAGCAGCAGCCGGCGGCGGGCGGCGGGGACGGGCCGGCGGCCGCCGCGGCCUCGGCCGCCUCCCGGCGGCGGUGCCCCAGCCACUGCAUCGCGGCCCUCAUCCAGCUCAACCACACCCGGCGCGGCCCGGCGCUGGAGGACUGCGACUGCGCUCAGGACGAGAACUGCCGCGCUACCAAGCGCGCCAUCGAGCCCUGCCUGCCCCGCACCAACAGCCCCGCGGCCGGCGGCGCGGGGGGCGGCGGGCCCGGCGGCGGCGCGGGGGGCGGCCCCGGCGUGAUGGGCUGCACGGAGGCGCGGCGGCGCUGCGACUGGGACAGCCGCUGCAGCCAGGCGCUCAACCGCUACAUGGCCUACUGCGGGAAGCUGUUCAACGGGCUGCGCUGCACGCCCGAGUGCCGCGCCGUCAUCGAGGACAUGCUGGCCGUACCCAAGGCCGUGCUGCUCAACGACUGCGUCUGCGACGGGCUGGAGCGGCCCAUCUGCGAGUCGGUCAAGGAGAACAUGGCCCGCCUCUGCUUCGGCGCCGACAUGGGCAGCAACGGCGCGGGCAGCAGCGGAGGCUCGGACGGCGGCCUGGAGGAGUACUACGACGAGGACUACGAGGAGGAGCCGAGCCAGAAGGGGAGGGACGAGGCGGAGGACAAUGCGGGCCCGGAGCCCGGCUUCCCCAUGCAGGCGGAUGGUGCCGGCCGGGCCGGCAGCGCGGCCUGGGCGAUGCUGGCCUCCAUCUUGCUGCCGCUGCUACCGCCGCUCUAGCCCCCCGCCCGGCCCCGGCCCCGGCCCCGGCCCCGGCCCCGGCCCCGGCCCCGGCCCCGGCCCCGGCCCCGGCCCCGGCCGGCGGGGCUCCCCCGCUUCCAGACGAGCGGACAGUUAUUCCCGCCGUUAUCCGGGCGCCGCCUCUGUGUGUCUGUCCCCGUGUGCACUAUGCAAUGCGUCCCGGCCGCCUGGCGCUGCGGCCCGCGGUGAGGUGAGGGAAAGGACUGUGAGCUGGCUCCCCGCCGCCUCGGAGGGAGGGAUAGGAAGCGAGGGCACGGCCGUGUGUCUGUAGAGAUUUGACAUGAAGGUUAGAAAGAGGCGAGCUGCCCGAAUUGCUGCCAAAGCUAUUGCCCAGCAACCUGACUGUCACUCGAUACCGCUGUGCCCGGUGCCGCGCUGCAUCUGCCGCUCACUGAGCUUAGGAAAACACCGGCUGGGUGAGGUUAGGUGGUUCACAGCGCUGCCUCUUGCACACACGUCUGCCCCUAACGCAGCCGGCUGGCAGCCGCCUCUCCUAACCUAGCGGAACACAAAAAUAAUUGUUUUCAAAGAGAGUUGUUGGCUGUCGCAAACAAUGCAACUUGUCUUCCAAAAGAGCUCUGCACUGCCAUCUUCGAAAGACACUUUUAAACUCAGAACGUGUAUGUUCACAUAUCCUGAGAAGCUAUAUUGCCUCUUGUCGUAUCAGGGUGCUGACCUCUGGUAAAUCUUUAUAUAAAGAUGUAUUUAAAACUGGGAUUUGUUACCAGUCGCUCUUCUUUGUUUAUACAAUUUUAUAAAUUGUAUGCUUUUGGGGAUAAUUUAUUUAAGAAAAAAAUAAUAAAAGUUUUAAAUCCACAUCCUAUUUGCCAGGUAAUCACGUGCUAUUCUUUUCUGGAAAGGUACAGGUUUUGUUUUACUUGUAAAGGGUUACCAGCAGCGACGAUUCACUGACGUAUUCUCUAGAACACCGAAUGUACAGUGUAUUUUAUAGAUUUGGAGUUAACUUUCUUAUUUGGAGAGACUUUAUGAACAUUGUAGAAUUGUAUGAACGCAUUUCCAAGCUGCCUUAAACCUAGUAUUUUUUAUAGAAGGCGUAACAAAGGCCUGUAUUUCAAAUAUGUAUGGCUUUUUGUAUUUUCUAAAUGUUUAAAUUAGUAAAGAAAGAGCUUUAAAUAAUGGAUGUGGUGAAAUUGUUUUCCAGGGACACUUGAACUCUCAGCACCCGAGGUUGGAGGGGGGGAGGGGGGGGCGGGAGACGACCACGGAAAAACGAACCAAAAACAACCAACAAGCAAAAAUCUCUGCCUGCCUGUAAUACUUUACAUAGAUGUAAAUUACUGCUAUUCUUACGUUAAUGAAUAAUUACAUGCAAGAAGUAAAUACGGCUUUGAAAAUA
Molecule: messenger RNA, 3198 nt
Organism: Gallus gallus (chicken)
Lineage: Eukaryota; Metazoa; Chordata; Aves; Galliformes; Phasianidae
Gene: GAS1
Product: growth arrest specific 1
Exons: 1
Coding region: 876-1820 (314 amino acids)
Biological process (GO): negative regulation of mitotic cell cycle
Source: RefSeq, a predicted model, not a curated record